GGUAUGUGAUAAAGCAUGGCAAGGCCCUCUCUCCAUGUCUAUGUUUAGCGCGGGCGGCAUAUUUGGAGCAUUAUUAUUCGGAUGGAUCGGGGACAGGUUCGGCAGAAGACCCGGGUUCUUUUCCACGUGGGCUGUCAUGCUCGUCUUCGGAGUGGCAACGGCGUUCGCUCCUGAAAUAAUUUCGUUCACCGUUUUCCGAACGUUUGUGGGGGCAACCGUUCCUGUGAUAUACCAAGCUCCGUUUGUGCUUUCACUGGAACUAGCAGCUGCAGACAAGCAUUCACUCGUCUCGAGUAUGAUCUGGAUGACAUUUGUCUUCGGUGCCAUGGCCUUACCUCUCAUCGCCUGGUUAUCCCUCAACUGGCGCCACAUCGCUCUCAUUACUGCAGCGCCUCUCGCGGUGUUCGGCGUCUUUUAUUGGAUCAUGCCGGAAUCACCGCGCUGGCUCCUCACUCACGGGCAGAAGCAGCAAGCUGAUAAAAUCAUACGAAGGAUUGCUAAAGUCAACAAACGAAACGUCUCAGACGAGAUGAUCGCAAGAGUCAAAAUACCGGCUGACCACACGUCGCCCAGUGAACAGGGAAACUUAUUGACCGUGCUAAAGUUCCGAUAUCUAAUGAAGAAAUUUGUGGUAAUCCUAGUAGUUUGGGUUACAAACGCGAUGGUGUACAUAGGCCAGACCUAUGCUGCAGGCACGUCGGGCGUCAUAGGGGAAAAUCCAUACCUGGUUUUCUUCUUUUCCGCUGCGGUUGAAGGGAUGGGAUAUUUCGCAUCUUGGCCUAUCAUGCAGUUACUGGGCAGACGAUGGGCGGUCUUCAUCAACAUGAGUGUAUGUGCAGCAGCAAGCUUUUUGAUAACGGCGGUUCCAGCUGGUGUUCAGUGGCUGUCGAUAACUAUUGCAAUGAUAGCGAAAUUCACGAUUACGGCAUCGUUUACGGUUAUCUACGUCUUCGGCGCCGAACUCUUCCCCACGAGCCUCCGCAGCGUCUCCAUAGGAACCUGCGGCUUCUUCUCUAACGCCGGAGUGAUGCUGGCGCCUCAGAUCAUGACGCUGGCUAAAUACAGCAAUACUAUACCGAUGUUGAUUUUCGGAGGUCUGGCAGCCUUGGGAGCCGCACUGUGUCUCUACUUACCAGAAACUCUCAAUGAGCCUCUCCCGGAAACUGCCGAAGAAGCAAACCGCUUCGGGCGGGACAAUAAAUAUUGUUCGUGUUACGUCAGGAGGCAGCAUGCUCCCGUUGUCAACCGCGAUGUGGAAAUGGAGAGUCCAUUUGCCUGCGAGUCCGCAUAGCGACUAACGAGAACAUGACGUGACCUAGGAAGCAGAUACCAGUAGCAGAUGUGUGCGCGCGUGUGUGUGUGUGUGUGUGUGUGUGUGUGUGUGUGUGUGUGUGCGUGCGUGCGUGCGUGUGCGUGCUGGUGCUGUGCGUGCUUGCAUGUGUGCGCGCGUGUUCAUCUGUAAUAUUACGUGCUGAUUAUAGCAUAUUUGUAGAUAAACUGUACAUUAUAUUAGGAGUGAUGUUUCUGAUGUGACGUUGACGCUUCACUACCUUAUAAUCAAUAUAAUCAUAGGAAUGAUGCGCGGGAUACUUUCCGAGCGAUUUUAAUAUAAUCGCGGGUAGGUAUUAAAGUUGAAUUGAGUGAUCGCAGGCUUUCUGAUUUUAGUCGCCAUUAAUAGACUUUUUUCACCGAUAACAUGCGUUAGAUAUGAUUAGCGAGCAGCCGAGUAAAAUUUUAUAUGAACAAUAUUUAGGCCAAUGCAGAAAUUGGUGCAGAGAGAAGCAAGUUGACGGGCCGAAGCUGAUCGAGCCAUUAAAGCAGUCGCGUCAUUCAGCUCAUACUUCACUGCAACAUUCUACCUCUAAAUAUACCCACUCUGUUAUUAAAUAAAGGUUUGUGAUAAUUCACUCA
Messenger RNA from Priapulus caudatus, 1911 nucleotides. RefSeq names its product organic cation transporter 1-like. The transcript has 10 exons. Gene Ontology annotation, biological process: transmembrane transport. Bases 35 to 1291 code for a protein of 418 amino acids. Gene Ontology annotation, cellular component: membrane. Lineage: Eukaryota; Metazoa; Priapulida; Priapulimorpha; Priapulimorphida; Priapulidae. The record is from RefSeq and is a predicted model, not a curated record. Gene Ontology annotation, molecular function: transmembrane transporter activity.